Molecule: messenger RNA, 1293 nt
Organism: Ipomoea triloba (trilobed morning glory)
Lineage: Eukaryota; Viridiplantae; Streptophyta; Magnoliopsida; Solanales; Convolvulaceae
Exons: 4
Coding region: 177-1232 (351 amino acids)
Molecular function (GO): protein binding
Source: RefSeq, a predicted model, not a curated record
AUAAUAAAUAGGAGUCGCAGGUUGCGGUCGGAGGGAGUGGAGAAAUUGAAGGAGUGGUUGUUCAAAAGUUGGUUUCAGUUAAAGCUUCGGUCUUUUCUUCUCCCCCUUCAAUUCAACUUUUUUUUACAGCCAUUCUGCUAAGUAGGGAGAUUUGGCGUUUUCUUUUUGGGGUGAAAAUGGGGAAAACUGCGAGAUGGUUGAGGGGUUUGCUGGGGAUGAAGAAAGACAAGGAGAGUGUGGGGAAGUUUUCGAGUUUUUCCGAUAAGAAAGAGAAGAAAAGAUGGAGUCUUGGCGGGGUAAGUAAAGAUUCGGGAGGUUUGGGGGCGGCGGAUUCACUUUUGCUCAGAUCAUCGUUCGUUGCUGACUCAGAAAAGGAACAACAAAACAGCCACGCCAUUGCGGUGGCUGCCGCCACCGCCGCCGCGGCUGAUGCUGCCGUGGCGGCGGCGCAGGCGGCCGUGGCGGUGGUCCGGCUCACCAGCCGGGGCAGGGGUGCUCUGUUCGUUACGCAGCGGGAGAAGUGGGCGGCCGUGAAAAUUCAAUCUGUUUUCAGGGGGUAUUUGGCCAGAAAAGCGCUGAGAGCUCUGAGAGGACUAGUGAAGCUACAGGCUCAUGUUAGGGGAUACCUCGUUAGAAAAAGAGCAGCCGCCACUCUUCACAGCAUGCAAGCUCUCAUCAGAGCUCAGGCCGCCGUCCGAUCUCAAAGAUUCCGCGGGAACCCCAGAUUCCAAGCCGAAACCCGAGCUAGGAAGUUUCCCGAGAGGUAUGAUGAAUGCAGGAGUGCAGUACAGAGCAAGAGGCUCUCAGCAUCAUACGAAUCAUCCCUCAACGGGAUGGACGAUAGCCCUAAAAUCGUGGAAAUCGACACCUACAAGCUGAGAUCAAUGUCCCGUAGAAUCAACAGCGCAGCCAUUUCCGGGAACGAGUCAGACUGGAGUUUCGUGGGCGAAGAGUGGAAGUUCCCGACGGCCCAAAGCACUCCCCGCGGCGGCGCUCCGGCGAGGAGCAUAUGCGGCGACACCUUCUUCCGGCCAUACUCAAACUUUCCGGGCUACAUGGAGAAAACGCAGUCGUUCCGGGCGAAGCAGAGAUCGGUGAGCGCUCCGAAGCAGAGACCGGAGGCGGGUAGAAGGAGGGUUUCGCUUGGGGAUAUUAUGGCGUCUAGAAUUAGCUCCAGCGGCGGUAGAAUGCAGCGGUCUUGUUCUCAGGUUCAAAAACACCAUGCUUUCUGAUGAUCCAUUGCACAGUAAUGUAUAGAGAUUUUAAUUUACACAGAGGUUUUAUUUUUGCAUA